This is a messenger RNA of Hydractinia symbiolongicarpus, 2196 nucleotides long. Its product is annotated as recQ-like DNA helicase BLM. The coding region runs from base 259 to 2196 and encodes 645 amino acids. Gene Ontology annotation, molecular function: nucleic acid binding; ATP binding; four-way junction helicase activity. The record is from RefSeq and is a predicted model, not a curated record. The transcript is spliced from 2 exons. Gene Ontology annotation, cellular component: cytoplasm; chromosome; nucleoplasm. Lineage: Eukaryota; Metazoa; Cnidaria; Hydrozoa; Anthoathecata; Hydractiniidae. Gene Ontology annotation, biological process: double-strand break repair via homologous recombination; telomere maintenance.
CUUUUCUGCUCUCGCGCUGUCCUGCUUUUUUAACCCUGCUUUUUUUAGCGCGCUAUCGCUGAAAAGAGAGACAGGACUAACCUACCGUAGGAAUGCAACUGCUACUUUCUGAUUGGCUAAUUUUUGCAGGGCAGUUGCGCAACAAUUUUGUUGAUCCGUGGCCGUAUCAACUAAACUAAUAAAGAAAGCUACACCCUUUUAAUUAUAUUAUAGUGAGGCUGAUGAUUAAAAUUAUGGAUUUAAUUUAUUUCAUUGAACAUGGCGACUGUUUCGGAUGUUUCAAAAGUCAUCUCAAACAUUUUAGUUCCACUUUCUUUUUCAAUUAAACCCAAACAAUUAGAAGCUGUGGUAAAUAUUUUAAAUGGAGUCGAUACCUUGUGUAUUUUUCCAACGUGUUAUGGUAAAAGUUUAAUCUACCAACUUUUACCAAGUGUGUGUUUGGAGUUAAAUAUAGCACCUUCACCACUUGUUUUAGUCGUUUCUCCUCUUAUUUCUUUAAUCCAAGAUCAAGUUUCAUCUGCAAAUUCGUUAAGUGCGUUAGGAUUAAAGGCUUCCAAACUAGAUUGCGAUGAUUAUGGGGAUAUUAUAUCUGGCAAUUUCAAUAUUUUGAUUGGCACACCUGAAUCUUGGCUUAAUAAUGCCAGGUGGAGACAGUUUCUCUCAUCUAAAUUUGUACUGGACAAUGCUGUUUGCCUUGUUGUGGAUGAAGUACACAAAGUGUCAUGGUAUGGUGUUUUUAUUAUUGGUGCCUCAAAGCUGCAAAGAAAGCAUUUUCAGAAUGCAUGUUUUACUUUACUGUACAUGCAGAUGCAGGCUCAUUUUCUGCCACUCUCUGUAAAAGAUGAAAACGUUUUCCAUUUUUUGAACCAAGUUUUAUUUUAUAGCUUUAUAAUGUUUAUAUAUCCUUAUCUUAGGGGUGCCUCACCAAUGAGCAAUGAGGACAAGCCAUUCAGAGAAGCAUUUGGUAGAAUCAGUGAAAUGCGGUCUAUCUGUCGUCAAGAUUUACCUAUUCUUGCCCUCAGUGCCACUGUGGAUGUUGAUUUGACCCAGCUUGUUAUCGGAAGUUGCGGAUUAUCAAAAAAACUGAGAGUAAUAUCAGUAUGUAGUGACAGACAAAAUAUACGAUUGUGUGUUUUGAAUAUUUCCAGUAGGGAAAAUGUCCAAUGUCUGAAGUGGAUUGUUGACACUUUUUUAUCAGAGGUUUCUGAUACACAUAAAGUAAUAAUUUACUGUCGAUCAGUGACUUUGUGUGGUUUUGUUUACUACCACGUUCGUAAGAUGAUUGAACGAGAAACUUUGGGAAAUGGUAUGAAAUCUACCGACUUAAUUGCCUUAUUUCACUCUGGAACAUUGGAAGCCCAAAAAUCGAAUGUUUUAUCAGCCCUGACAUCAGACACAGGUACUAUUCGGUUGGUAGUUGCAACAAGUUCACUUGGUUGUGGUGUUAACAUGAAGAACGUUAAAUUUGUUGUUCAUUAUGGUCCAGCAUAUGACACUGCUGAUUAUUGCCAACAGGUUGGCCGAGCAGGACGGAACAUUGAAGGACUUUGCCAUGCAAUACUAUAUGUCUUUCCACAGGGCAGAGGAAAUGUAAAUAAUUCUAUGGUAUCCUACAUUCAGAGCCAUGAAAAGAGUUGCUUGAGGACAUCACUGUACACUCCAUUUAAUGAAGACGGAAACAGUGUAAUGCCUUUGUCACCUGGCCAUAACUGUUGUUCAUUUUGUGCAAGGAAAUGUGAGUGUGAUGAAUGUCCGUUGUUUCCCUUUGAAAUUGUAACAGAAGAAAAAGAAUCCAAAUUAUUUGGUAAAAAGAUUAUACGUGAAGUUUCAGAAGAUGAUAAACAACUUGUCAAAGAUAUGCUAGUUGAGUACCAUGAAACUAUAUGUUCCAAACCAAUGUUACUAGUGCCUGGAGAAGUGAUGACUGGGUUAUCAAAGAGUUGUGUAAAUGAAAUUGUUUUGCAUUUACCAUACAUAAAUUCAAUGGAAUAUAUACAAAAUAAUCUCAAUCUGGGUACAGAUACUUCCAAGGAACUUAUGCUAAUACUCAAUGAUGUGUUUCACGAUAUUGAAGUUCCAGAUGUUCACAAAGAAUGUGACGAUAGCAUGGAAAUCGUUGAUAAAACGAAUCUAGAGUGUCCUGAAUUUUCAGAUUUCUCUGAACAUGAGUCAAAUGACAGUGAACUUGACUAUUGA